AUGUCUCUCGCCGGAGCGCCGCCGCAUCCCUCGGCGGCCGACUCCUCCCCUUGGGAGUGCAUGCUCCCGGGGCCGCCGUCCCGCAAUAAUUUCGGCUCCGUCGACAUUUCCGCCUCCGGCCUCCUCGCUUUCCCUUCUGGAUCUUCAGUCUCCGUCGUUGACUCCCGCUCCCUCCAGCACAUCUCCACCAUCCCGCUCCCCGCUCCUUCUUCCCCUUCCUCUUCCCCCUCCGCCGCUCUCUCCCCGUUCGUCACCGCCGUCCGCUGGACUCCCCUCCCCCUCAGCCGCGACCUCCUCGUCACCGAGCCUUCCUCCUCCCACCUGAUCCUCGCCGUCGGGGACCGGCACGGCCGGAUCGCGCUCGUGGACUUCCGCCACAGAUCCGUCGUCCUCUGGCUCGAAUCCGAUUCCAGCUCCAAGUGCGGAAUUCAGGACCUCUGCUGGAUCCUCUUCCGCACCGACGCCUACAUCCUCGCCGCCAUCUCCGGUCCUUCAUCGCUCUCCCUCUACAACACCAGCACGGGACACUGCUUCUUCAAGUACGACGCCACUCCGGAGUUCCUCUCCUGCAUCCGCCGCGAUCCGUUUGAUCCCCGGCAUUUCUGCGUGAUUGGACUCAAGGGGUUUCUGCUCUCCAUCCUAGUUGUUGGAGAAGCGGAGGACGAGGUUGUGGUGAAGGAGCUACGGAUUCCUACGGACUGCACGGAGUUUGUGAAGCUCGAGAAGGAUGCUGCCGGUGCUGGAUCUUCCUCCUCCUCCUCAGCGCCUGCGGCGGCCGCCUUCCCGCUGUACUCCGUGAAGUUGACGUUCUCGCCGCAGUGCAGGCACAUUCUGUUUGUGACGUUCCCUAGAGAGCUGGUGGUUUUCGAUUUGCAGUAUGAGACUGCGCUUUCCAGUGCUUCCCUGCCGAGAGGGUGCUCCAAGUUUCUGGAUGUGUUGACGGAUCCAAAUAGUGAGUUCUUGUACUGUGCGCACCUGGAUGGGAAGCUCAGCAUCUGGCGGCGAAAAGAAGGAGAGCAGGUGCACAUAUGUUGUGCAACGGAAGAAUUACUGCCUUCAAUUGGCACUUCCGUUCCAUCCCCGUCAUUACUUGCUGUAACCAUCUGUCAAUCAGAUUCAAUGCUCCAGAAUGUUGCCAAGUUAUAUCGGGAUGCGCCUAACACUCCUCAGACCAAGGAUUUCGACAAUCCUUUUGAUUUCUAUGACGAUGCUCAACUUCUUUCUAAGACACACAUGAUUUCAAUUUCUGAUGAUGGCAAAGUGUGGAAUUGGCUUCUGACUGCUGAAGAAAUAGAAAAGGAUGUUGAGGUUAUCCCAUACACAGGAGAGGAUUCUGAUGCUAUAGCUUCCACUGAUGGUAUCAACCUGGAAAGAAACAAACAGCAGGAGAAUUUGAGUGGCAAUAAAGGUCGAUCAUCAUCUGUUGCCAGUGAGGAGAACACAACAUUCAAGGUAUGCUUGGUAGGGCAGUUGCAGCUCCUUUCUUCAACAUUAACAAUGCUGGCGGUGCCCUCUCCUUCUCUAACAGCUACUUUAGCUCGUGGGGGUAAUUAUCCUGCUGUAGCUGUUCCACUUGUUGCUUUAGGAACUCAGAGUGGAAUGAUUGACAUUGUUGAUGUCUCUGCUAAUGCUGUUGCGGCUAGUUUUUCUGUUCACACAAGCGCAGUUCGUGGCCUCCGAUGGCUUGGAAACUCUAGACUUGUUUCAUUUUCUUACAAUCAGGCUAAUGAAAAAGCUGGAGGUUAUGUCAAUAGGCUUAUCGUGACCUGCGUUAGAAGUGGCCUUAACAGACCAUUUCGAGUUUUACACAAGCCAGAGCGAGCACCAAUUAGAGCCUUAAGGGCUUCCUCAUCAGGAAGGUACCUCCUUAUUUUGUUUCGUGAUGCACCUGUGGAAGUUUGGGCAAUGACGAAAAGUCCCGUUAUGCUUAGAUCAUUAGCUCUUCCAUUCACGGUGUUGGAAUGGACCCUUCCAACCGUUCCAAAGCCAGUCCAGAAUGGUCCUUCUACGCCAAAAGCAAAGGAAGCUACACCUAGAGCAUCAGAUGGACCAUCGUCCCCAAAAGCGGUUUCAUCAGAAUCUACAGCUGCGAGCUCGGAUACAUCUCAAGAUGAAGCCACAGAAAGCUUUGCAUUUGCACUUGUGAAUGGAGCACUUGGAGUUUUUGAGGUUCACGGACGGAAGAUCCGAGAUUUUAGACCAAAAUGGCCUUCUUCUUCAUUUGUUUCAUCUGAUGGGCUAAUCACAGCAAUGGCCUACCGUUUGCCUCAUGUGGUAAUGGGGGACAGAACAGGGAACAUAAGGUGGUGGGAUGUAAUAACUGGGUCAUCUUCAUCGUUUAAUACUCACCGAGAGGGAAUUCGAAGGCUUAAGUUCUCUCCUGUAGUCCCUGGAGAUCAAAGCAGAGGCCGGAUAGCUGUGCUUUUCUAUGAUAAUACAUUCUCUGUAUUUGAUCUUGAUUCACCAGACCCGUUAGCUAAUUCCCUUCUACAGCCCCAGUUUCCUGGAACUCUUGUGUUGGAACUGGAUUGGUUGCCCCUGAGAACUAAUAAACAUGACCCUCUGGUAUUGUGUAUUGCUGGAGCUGAUGGUAGCUUUCGCCUUCUUGAAGUUAAUGUGCAAGAUAAAAGACAUGGCUAUAGACCUCAGCAUCAGACAAUUAAAGAGAGAUUCCGCCCUGUUCCCAUUUGCUCUCCCAUACUACUACCUACUCCCCAUGCGCUGGCUUUGCGUAUGAUCUUGCAAUUGGGUGUGAAGCCUUCAUGGUUUAAUACUUGUAGCACAGCCAUUGAUAAGAGGCCACACUCAAUUCCUGGGGCUUCUUCAUCAGCAGGGGAUUUACGUAGGUACAUGAUCGAUCUACCAGCUAUUGGUGAUUCUGUGGUGCCAGAAAUGCUCCUUAAAGUCUUAGAACCAUAUCGGAAAGAAGGCUCCAUACUUGAUGAUGAAGUAGCAAAACUCUAUGCAACUGUCGUCAAUAAAGGUUCUGCUGUAAGGCUUGCAUUUGCGGCUGCUAUUUUUGGUGAAGUCUCAGAAGCACUCUUCUGGUUGCAAUUGCCUCGUGCUGUGAAGCAUUUGAUGAGUAAAUUAGUUAGUAAGUCACCGCUGAAACCUGCAAUGUCGGCAACAAUGGCAGAGCUAGAUGGUGCAGUAAUGUUGACCAGAAUUGCGUCGAGGGAAAAGUCAAUGCCUACUAUGGGGAAAACAGACUUGACGAGUCAGGGUCAACUCAGAUUGAUGGCUUUUCAGCAAGAAGAGUUGUGGGAGAGUGCUAACGAGCGUAUUCCAUGGCACGAGAAACUGGAGGGAGAAGCAGCCAUCCAGAAUCAAGUGCACGAGCUUGUGACAGUUGGGAAUUUAGAAGCAGCAGUUAGUUUGUUGCUUUCCACUCCUCCAGAGAGCAACUACUUCUACCCGAAUGCUCUACGUGCAGUGGCUCUUUCUUCUGCCGUGUCUAAGUCUCUCCUCGAACUUGCUGUAAAGGUUGUUGCGGCCAACAUGGUCAGGACUGACAGAUCACUCUCUGGCACUCAUCUACUUUGUGCUGUUGGAAGGCAUCAAGAAGCAUGUUCACAGCUGCAAGAUGCUGGGUGCUGGACCGAUGCUGCAACUCUUGCAGCUACACAUUUGAAAGGAUCAGAUUACGCAAGGGUGCUGCAGAGGUGGGCAGGCCAUCUCCUUCACACGGAGCAUAAUGUUUGGAGGGGGCUUAUAUUAUACGUUGCUGCUGGUGCAUUGCCCGAGGCCUUGGCAGCACUCCGCGAGGCCCACCAGCCCGAUACAGCUGCCAUGUUCAUGCUCGCCUGCCGUGAAAUCCACUCCGAAAUCCUCUCGAAUGCAGAGGACGAACUAGGUGGUUCGUCGGCCAAGGAUCCACCUCCUAACUUGCCCGGUCUGGAACCGGAGAACGAGGAUGUUUUGGUCGUCGGUGAAUACUUCGGACAGUACCAGAGGAAGCUGGUGCAUCUCUGUAUGGAUUCUCAGCCAUGUUACGACUAA
Linum trigynum is the source of this 3999-nucleotide messenger RNA. The record is from the annotation of a GenBank genome assembly. Lineage: Eukaryota; Viridiplantae; Streptophyta; Magnoliopsida; Malpighiales; Linaceae.